This is a messenger RNA of Aspergillus niger, 1431 nucleotides long. RefSeq lists its product as uncharacterized. The record is from RefSeq and is a predicted model, not a curated record. Bases 1 to 1431 code for a protein of 476 amino acids. The transcript is spliced from 7 exons. NCBI's taxonomy places the organism in Eukaryota, Fungi, Ascomycota, Eurotiomycetes, Eurotiales, Aspergillaceae. Gene Ontology annotation, molecular function: ATP binding; protein binding; protein kinase activity. Gene Ontology annotation, biological process: protein phosphorylation.
AUGGCAUCACCCAGUCCUGCCAAAUCAGCAUGUUACGGAUACCGAAAUAGUAGCAGGCACAUUAAACAGCCUAACAAAUAUUGUGACUUUGGUAUCUCCGUGCUUGAACCUCAGAAGCUUGAUUCCAGCCGUCCACUUAGUGUGCGAGGCUGUUACCGGGAACCGACAAUUGAAGUGGACCCUCACCGGGGAAGAGGAACCUAUCGCCCACCGGAAGCUAUUAACCGAAUAGGAUCAAGGGCCAUGACCAACAAGAUAGGUCGGCGAAGUGAUAUCUGGGCCUAUGGAUGCAUUUUCACUGAAGUACUUGCCUGGGCGAUCGGACGACGCGAAGGUGUUGAAUACUUAGCUCGGGAAAGGCAAAUAGGGAUAACUAAAGACCUUUACUGGGAUGAACACUUUGGUCAAAGCUUGUCGCCUCAAGCGACAGGUUUCAAAGUACGAGAUUCGGUUGUCCGAUGGCUUGACCACAUUCAAACUUCUCCUGAGAAAGUAGUAGGUGAAUGGGUCAAGACAAUCAAAGACAUCCUCAUCAUCGACAAGGAGAGCAGGCCCAAAGCGCAGAAGCUUGUUACAUAUGUUACGAGUGUGUACAAAUCAUUCGAUGUAUUUACUAUUGCCCAUAUCAACCAUUCGCCCAGAGUCCGGGGUCCAAUACAGCAACCGGACUUGUCGGGACAAAAUGGAAUGUCUUAUCCAACCCAGAUGAUAAGCUAUGUCGGAUGGGACCAGCCUCUCAGAGGGACAAUCAUGGCAAGCCCACUCUCCAACCUUCAGAGUCUUUUUUUAAACGGCAGAUUCAACCCCCUUCGGCUCAAUGUUUCUCGUCUGACUGAAAUACCCAACCCAAGCCAAGGUCCAGAGCCAAGUGGCCUAAUGGAGAAGCUACGCCCAGUACAGACCAUUCGAUAUCUUCUAAUGACGACAACGCACGUGCAGCACGUGCCGCAUGAUGAUUUUCUCUUAAACCUACGUAAUCACACGGUCGUCCAGCUCCUGUUGCGAUAUUGGCGGGUUGAAGUCAACAGGGACAACUACGACGACCAUACAGCACUGGCUCAAGCCGCAAUAGCAGGCUGCCCGGCAGUAGUCAAGCUGCUGCUGAAAGUGGAAGAUAUUGAGCCAGAUUGGCCUGGUGCCGAUCUGUGUCCACCACUGGCGUGUGCGGCGAAGGCUGGCCAUCUGGAAGUUGUAAAGGCGUUACUGCAAGGGGAAACGCGGGCAGAUGUGAGACUUGGAGAUUGGGACGGUGUGUCACUGUUGAUGUGGGCGGUGCGGCACGGAGUCUGCCAUGUGGUGGAGUUCUUGCUCGAUCAUGAUGAUAUGGAUGUGGCGCCCCAGGAUAGCUAUGGUCGGACAGCGCGCAUGUGGGCGGAAGAGUGUGGGAAUCAGGAAAUUGUGCGAUUGUUCCAUUCCCGUGAAAUAAAAUGA